Molecule: messenger RNA, 1038 nt
Organism: Neltuma alba
Lineage: Eukaryota; Viridiplantae; Streptophyta; Magnoliopsida; Fabales; Fabaceae
Exons: 3
Coding region: 1-1038 (345 amino acids)
Source: RefSeq, a predicted model, not a curated record
AUGGAUCUAUAUAAUGAUGUCGUCGUCAGAAUUCUCCACACAACGCUUAAAGAUCCUCUCUCUCCCUCUCUCUCUCUCUACAGAGUUAAGGAAAUUACUCCCCGCAACUCAGAUUUCAGACUGCUCAUCCAACCCAACAGGCCAUUUUCUAACAAGAGACUCCUUCCAGGUUGGGAUUCAAUGGCAUCUAAUGAUCACGAAAACGUCUCUGUUUCAUCAUCUCCUAAAUACGAGAUAGUGAAACAUGUUAUGAUCGAUAUAGACGAACCGGAAGAUCUGAAAACAACGGAGUGGAACAUCUAUAAGGUCCCAUGUAGUCUUCGGAGUUGGAAACCAGAGGCCUACACUCCUCAGUUGGUCUCAAUAGGACCCCUUCACUAUCACCCAAAAAAAGAGUUCAAUCCAAUGCCAAUGCAAAAGCAGAAACUACGAUACCUUGAUUUCUUCAGGGGUCGUAUCAAGAACACUCCUGAAGCCAUGGACAAUUUCAAGAGGUUCCUUAAAGAUCAAGUAAAAGACAUACGCCAAUGUUACGCAGAAAAGCUCUGUGGUAAGAUCCACGACGAAAAGUUGGUGGAUAUGAUGUUAUUGGAUUCUGUAUUCAUCAUGGAGCUGUUUCUGAGGAUUCAAAGGCAAAAAUCAGAAGAGGACAGGAAAGAUGACGAACUGAUCGAUCAAACAUAUUCAGAUGAUAUUAUACUGAAACAAUCAUGGCUGAACAAGAUUAUCCAGAGAGACCUGCUUCUGCUUGAAAACCAGAUCCCAAUGUUCAUCUUAAAAAAGCUGUACAAGACUGUUUUCCCUGACACUAACCCUUCCAAGAAGCGUCCCUCAUUUAUUGAACUUGCCCAUAACUACUUCGACUGUUUUCAUGCCUGUAAAAAGGGCGACUGUUCUAAACAAGAAACUGGAAGCUCAAAUUCCAACCGGUGUCUUUUCUGGGAUAAUAAACCCCAACAUUUCACUGAUCUGAUUAGGUACGCAUUUUUCAAUAUUACUACUGUUUAUCAGCAUGCUAUUGCUGUUUUCAAGGACUAA